This is a messenger RNA of Dibothriocephalus latus, 1575 nucleotides long. The record is from the annotation of a GenBank genome assembly. Lineage: Eukaryota; Metazoa; Platyhelminthes; Cestoda; Diphyllobothriidea; Diphyllobothriidae.
AUGCUAGCACACAAGGAACAAAUCUUAGCAGAUUCUCAAUUAACCACUACCGCGCCUUUAAUUCGCUGCGUAGAACGGCCGCAGCCAAGUAAUCUAUUGGCUGCAUUCACUUUUCUCAUUCCGCCGAGUCUUGUGAAGGGCAUUAGGAAUGAGGUACAGACGAGUGAAUUUUCCUACACUGGACUUCUCUGGCAGGCAAGAGUUAUGCGCAAUGAAUUGCACAUUGACGUGCAACUCGAAUUCAUUUCACGUCCUCCCAGUAUUUCUGCAGUUUCAGAGACUGAUUCUCCAAAUUGUGGCAGCAGUACUGUCCCCAACCUGACCAACCUCAAGGAUAAGAAGAUGGUGAACUUCCUUUUUUCAGUAGACUUGCAGUUUAUUGUACUAAAUAGACAACACUUUUCAGAGAACCAAAGCUUCUCCCUGCCGGGCGCAGAAUUUACCCCAAAGCAUAGAAGCCACUGCUCAAAGAGCUUUAUCGAAACUUCCUACCUCAGCGAGGGACAAUUUCUGUUCGACGAUGGAAGCUUUUUAUUAGAACUUGAAUUCAUAAAUUCGUCCUUAAAAAUGCCUCUUCAUCUUUCAACAAAGAGUGACUUACUGAGCCUAGAAUAUGGCGGGAAGCGACCCUAUUCAUAUGCGGACGAUGAAGCUGAAGCCAGUCAAUGUAUCAAGUUUUAUACACGAACGCAAAACCUGGGUCCCAGACCAUGGCGGUUUUGCAUUACGGUUCCACCAUCUCGCUUGACUUCAAAGCAAUGGCCCCCUGAGCGUAUUGGCAUGUAUUGUUAUUAUUCAAAGGAGGGUAGGCCAAAGAGACGAAGGAAAUUCUUUGACGAUACCGAUAUCCUCACAGUAGUUUUCGACUACACCGUGGCACCGCAUAUCGAAACCCAGCAGGCCAGGUUUCGGAUAGCACCAAGUGCGCGUAAGUCAAAUACAGUUUAUAUGGCACCGGAUCCCGCGGCCGCUUUGGUUUCCAACCUUCAGACGCAGAUCCAAUCGCAUGUCUCCACUUCAAGCCCGGCUUCAGCGUUUCGACCCAGGCUGAAACUCCAGUUGUCCCAGCUCUUGUUUAAACAGUCCACUUCAAGUGCGUUAACCUGCAUAGACGAGGGUGUACAACUUUUUACCAGCCCGCUAGUGGAUACCGAAGGAUUUCCUUGGAAUUUAUAUGUCCAUUUUGACAAGGCAAAUUCUUUGGAUGAUAGAGAUAAGAAAAACAAUCUGAGGGAUACUCUUGUGCGAGCCUGCCUUCAGCCUUCUGAACCGCGAAACGCGGUAAGCCGUGUAUCGGAAAAUACUAUUCGGGUGGCCUGUUGGUGCCUAGACGUUUCUGGUCUUGCGCAAAGCCGUCAAUGCGAUAUGAUUGAGCAGUGCACAAGUUUUGCCAGCCGAUUUCAACAGCUGCAUGGUGGUCCGAUUACAGAAUGUGGGGACGAUACCCCGAAGGAUUACGUUUUCCUCGGUGAAGCCUUCUCACCAUCACAUUGCCUGUGGCCUCUGCGAUCAAAUAACUUGCCGCAGCCAAAAUGGAAAAGCCCAGAUGGAGCUAAUUCAAACGUGAGUCCGUAG